Messenger RNA from Cokeromyces recurvatus, 1221 nucleotides. RefSeq lists its product as uncharacterized. The transcript has 2 exons. The coding region runs from base 29 to 1129 and encodes 366 amino acids. Lineage: Eukaryota; Fungi; Mucoromycota; Mucoromycetes; Mucorales; Mucoraceae. Gene Ontology annotation, biological process: tRNA modification. The record is from RefSeq and is a predicted model, not a curated record.
UUUUAAUCCAUAUUGAUUAUAAAAAAAAAUGGCUUCAAGCACAAACGAGAUGAAUCCUUUUGCUACUAAAGAAGUACCCAAAGGAAAUAUUAUUGAAGCAGUACGCUCGUCCUGUCAUGCCUUUGUUGAAAAAAGUCCUAUCAAAAUUUCACAAAAAGGUAUUGAAGACUUUUUAACAAAAUUGGACAAGUUGGAAUAUGAAGAAUUGGCUUAUGAUUCAACUAUUAAAAUGCCACUUAGAUUUGAGACAGUAGAAGAUGAAUUAAACUUUAUUACUUUAAUUGAUUUGUUAAACUUUGGUAGUGGAUAUCGAGUUCCUCUUCAUGAAUUAACUGGUAGAGGUGCUUUUGAUACUAUUCGAUUCGGUGCCAUGUAUUUUCAUAUUGGUGGAAAGCCUAUGACAGCCGAGACAUUUAAAAAUACUACCAUCUUUGAUGUAGCCGAAAUGUUUCAAAUCCCUAUUGAUCGCGAAGUUCGACAUGAAAAAUUAGAUUUUGUGACAAUGACAGAACCUACUCCUUUAAAACCUUUUGCAGCUGGAUUAACAACAGUUCUAAAUACAACAGGCGAAUAUUUAUUAGCUAAUAAUUAUAAGGAUUUAGCUCAUUUCAUCUUGACUCACGUCAAAGAAAACCCUCAAAAUGCUGUAAGUCUUGUUGAACAUUUUGUUAGAGCCUUUCCCGGUCUUGCCGAUUGUUAUCAAUUUUCAGAAGAAUCCGAUGAUUUGGUUUAUAUUUAUAAGAAAGCACAAAUCAUUGUUUACCAUCUUUGGUUUACAUUUAAAGAACAGUUACCAGAAUUAUUUGACUUCAAGGACAUUGACACACUUACUAUUUUCUCUGAUAAUGUAAUCCCUACUAUGUUAGCUCAUUUAGGAAUUAUUGAGAUGCCUGAAACAUGGCAACAAGACAUUGUGAAUCAUCUCGAGUUAGACGUUCAAACAGCAACUACUUUACGUGCUGCUGCUAUUGUUGCUUGUGAUGAGAUUGUGAGAAUGGCUCGUUCAGGGGUUGGAUCUACUCAUAACAUGACAACAGGUGGUUUGGAUGUAUAUUUAUGGAGAUUGGGUAAAGUUGGAGACUACAGAAAAGUACCACGUUUGCAAUUAAGAGAUACAGUCAUGUUUUAAAAUAAUAAAUGUACAGAAAAAAAAAUAAAAUAAAAAUAAACUAAAACAAAGUUUUAUUAUUGUCUGGUUUCCCAUUCAGCCUGUUUUGUUGC